Molecule: messenger RNA, 1578 nt
Organism: Polyodon spathula (Mississippi paddlefish)
Lineage: Eukaryota; Metazoa; Chordata; Actinopteri; Acipenseriformes; Polyodontidae
Product: protein S100-B-like
Exons: 3
Coding region: 129-416 (95 amino acids)
Biological process (GO): positive regulation of cell population proliferation; positive regulation of canonical NF-kappaB signal transduction
Cellular component (GO): cytoplasm; nucleus
Molecular function (GO): S100 protein binding; RAGE receptor binding
Source: RefSeq, a predicted model, not a curated record
GCUGCAACACAGUCAGUAGGGGACCUGUCCACUCCCUCAGCUAUAAAAAGGCAGUGCCCAGCUGUGUAUGCUCAUUCCCUGCAGACUUCAAACCCAGCCACAGUGAGAUUUUGGACCCUGCGUUGAAAAUGUCUGACUUAGAGAACUCCAUGGUAGCCAUCAUAGAAGUGUUUCACAAGUAUUCGGGAAAGGAGGGAGACAAGCACAAGCUGAAGAAAAGCGAACUGAAGGAUCUGCUCAACAAUGAGUUAGCAAGCUUUCUAGGGCAAAUCAAAGACCAGGCAACGAUGGACAGUUUAAUGGAGAGCCUGGACACUGAUGCUGACUCAGAAUGUGACUUUCAGGAGUUCAUGACCUUCAUCGCCAUAGUGACUAUCGGCUGUCAUGAGUUCUUUGAGCAACAGGAAGACGAGUAACAAAUCUACCCACCAUAUAUAUAUAUAUAUAAAUAAUUAUAGUUAAAAUGCACUGCAGACUUGUAACCCUUUCACCUGCCUUAACCUGUAUACAAACCUGUUGAUGGGGGUUAAUAGAUAGCAAUGCCUUUGGAACUUUGAACUGUGGCUGGCUAAUGCUGUUAUGCUUUAAAUUGUUGUUUUUAAUUUCUAGGGUGUUUACAGCGACCGUGGUAUAAACCAUAAUGUCUUAAAAUCUUUCCACUUUGCGAUCAAUAAGCAAAAUAAUAAAAAAAAAAACUAACCUGUAGGGAUUGCAAUGUACAUAUUUCUAGAUCUUAAAGAAGGAACAUCUAUAUGAAAAUUCGGGCCAUCCCACAUAGCUGACAUGACGUGAUAUUUAUGAAUGCUUUGGUGUUGGGAAACUUUAAACAUGCUUUUUUCUCUUGCCUUUAAGUCACAUGUAGAAUUAGUGAGACUCUUCUUUAAUCUGAUGGUUUAUUUUCUAACGUUGCUGGCUGCUUUUGCCGAUAAAUAGAACCUUUUUUCGUUGAGUCUGUUUCUGUAUUUGCAUUGUCUUCCUUCACCAGUAAGCCAGCUGUGUUUGAUGGCAUUUAAUCUCUUUGACAAAGCCACUUGUCAUCAAAAUGUUGGUCUAAUUAGGCAAGAAGCAAUUGUGACUUAUAUAUUAGUCGCACCUGUUCUGUGUUUAACAUUCUGCUGGAUUGUUUCUAUAUGUUAUUAAUGUUUCAAGCUCCUUUGUAUAUGUAGACACUUUAUUUGCACUUCAUCUCAUGGCUUUGGUUUGCAACAUGUUGUAUUUUCCAGCAUUGAGGUAUGGGCCAGGCCAGAUAAUGUAAAGAGUUUAGUAGUGUGUGCAGAUAACAUUGGUACCUUAUGUCAAGCACUUGUUGAAUGUUUUAAGACUGAAACGAAUGACAAUGGAGCUUGCAAUGUAUCCUCAAAGUCACAACAGUGUUACUGGCAAUGCAUACAUGCCUUAAUUUGUAUUACUGGUACAGUAUAACUUUGUAGCAAAUUUAAUUCAAGCCUGAAGUUGGCUGAAAAGUAUGUCCCUUUAAUGUGAUUAGGAAUGGAAAGCUAUUGCAAAGCAUAGCCAGCAAAUAAGCUUUGGAAGAUUGUCAGCUUGUAUUAAGAUCAUUAAUAAAAUGGUCAGUGCAAA